Molecule: messenger RNA, 3082 nt
Organism: Myotis brandtii (Brandt's bat)
Lineage: Eukaryota; Metazoa; Chordata; Mammalia; Chiroptera; Vespertilionidae
Gene: TMEM67
Product: transmembrane protein 67
Exons: 27
Coding region: 1-2754 (917 amino acids)
Biological process (GO): cilium assembly
Cellular component (GO): MKS complex; ciliary transition zone
Source: RefSeq, a predicted model, not a curated record
AUGGUUGUGCCAAAAAAGGCCGUGGCCAUGUGCAGCCUAUUCACUGCACCAGCUGCACCCAGGGACAAGGUCAUUAAGAAGUUUGUCAUUCGAACCCUGGUGAGGAUUAACAAGAAAAGAAAGGGCAUAAAAGGCCUGCCCCACCCAGGGCCUGGGGAAGCCGUCAGCCAGCUCUCACCCUGCAGGGAUGACCUCCACCACGACCUUGCCCGUGGAGUGCUGCCUGGGCUCCAAGGCCUGGAAGCCGACCAAGGAACUUCAUGUGUGUGUCUACCAGGAUUUCAGAUGAACUCUAAUAAUGGAGGAGCUGAUAUUAUUUGUAAAAAGUGCCCAGAAGACAAGAAAGGUGUUACCAAAGAUGGCUGGAACUGCAUUUCUUGCCCUGGUGGUUUGACUGCAGAAGGAAAAUGCCACUGUCCCCCUGGCCAUAUUUUAGUGGAAAGGGAUAUAAAUGGAGCGUUGUUGUCUCAAGCAACUUGUAAGCUCUGUGAUGGAACGGAAAACUCUUUUACAGUAGCAAAUGCCUUAGGAAACAGGUGUGUCCGAUGUGAGCCAACAUUCAUUAAUACCAGCAGGUCCUGUGCGUGUUUAGAACCUAACACUUUAACAGGGGGCUUAUGUUUCAGCAGCACAGGGAAUUUUCCUCCACCUAUGAUUUCACCUGCACGUUAUGGAGAGCUUGGCAUGUCCAUCACUUCAGAAUGGUUUGCAAGGUAUUUGCAUUCAUCAGCAGCUGCUUGUUGGAAUACACAAAUGAAGUUUGUUGCUGCUUCCUAUGAUGUAAGAGGAAAUUUUCUCAAGUGGCAAACUUUAGAAGGUGGUGUUUUACAGCUUUGUCCAGACACAGAAACAAGGUUAAAUGCAGCGUAUUCUUUUGGAACAACCUAUCGACAAGACUGUGUGAUUCCUGUCUCUAAGAUCUUAACUGACUUUCCCACUCCUAUAUUUUAUGAUUUAUACCUUGAAUAUACCGAUGAAAAUCAACACCAAUAUAUUUGGGCUCUGCCUGUGUUAAACCUAAAUCUUCAACACAAUAAAAUAUUUGUGAACCAAGACAGUAACUCUGGCAAGUGGCUUCUGACUCGGCGCAUUUUCUUAGUGGAUGCACUAAGUGGACGAGAAAAUGACUUAGGAAGUCAGCCAAGAUUAAUUCGAAUUGCUACACGGAUAUCACUGAGCAUCCACCUUGUACCCAACACAAAAAAAGGAAACAUCUACCCUCCCUUAAUUACCAUUGGCUACAGUGACAUUGAUGUCAAAGAUCCCACCAGCCAGCUUGUGAAGGUUUCUUUCUCUGUCGAAUAUGAAAUGAAUCAAGAAGAAGCGCGUAUCCAGACAGAUAUUGCUUUGGGUGUGUUGGGUGGGCUCGCUGUUUUAACAUCUCUUUUGAAGACGGCGGGGUGGAAGAGGCGCAUUGGGAGUCCUAUGAUUGACCUACAGACAGUUAUGAGAUUCAUGGUGUACUACGCUGGUGAUCUGACCAAUGUAUUUGUUAUCAUCACUGUGGCAACGGGUCUUUAUUGGCUUAUUUUCUUCAAAGCACAGAAGGCUGUCUCUGUGUUUCUACCAACACCGACUCAGGAAGAACGUUUUGGUACUUUUGUGGGAUGUGCUUUUGCUCUGAAGGCUCUGCAGUUUUUGCAUAAGCUCGUAUCCCAGGUUACCAUUGAUAUAUUCUUUAUCGAUUGGGAGCGGCCUAAAGGGAAGGUUCUUAAAGCUGUUGAAGGUGAGGGUGGUGUGAGGAGUGCUACCGUUCCCGUAAGCAUAUGGAGAACAUAUUUUGUAGCAAAUGAAUGGAAUGAAAUUCAGACUGUGAGAAAAAUCAAUCCACUUUUUCAAGUACUUACUGUCCUCUUCUUUUUGGAGGUUGUGGGAUUUAAGAACUUAGCAUUAAUGGAUUCAUCCUCUAGUCUUUCCAGAGACCCAUCCAGCUACAUAGCUCCUUAUAGUCGCAUUUUGAGAUAUGCAGUGUCUUCCGCUCUCUGGCUAGUGAUUGGAAUGAUACAGAUCGUGUUCUUUGCUGUCUUUUAUGAGAGAUUUAUAGAAGAUAAAAUUCGACAGUUUGUGGAUUUAUGCUCUAUGAGCAAUAUAUCAGUGUUUCUGUUAUCCCACAAAUGUUUUGGAUAUUACAUUCAUGGUAGAUCAGUACACGGGCAUGCAGAUACUAACAUGGAAGAAAUGAAUAUGAAUCUGAAAAGAGAAGCGGAAAACUUGUGUAGCCAGAGAGGUUUGGUGCCCAACACAGAGGGUCAGACUUUCCAGAUUGCAAUUUCUAGCCAGAUGAGACAGCACUAUGACAGAAUUCAUGAGACGCUAACAAGGAAAAAUGGCCCUGCUAGACUAUUGAGUUCAUCAGCAAGUACUUUUGAGCAGAGUAUAAAGGCAUAUAAUACUAUGAAUAAAUUCCUUGGCUCUUUCAUCGAUCAUGUUCAUAAGGACAUGGACUACUUUAUAAAAGAUAAAUUGCUUCUUGAAAAAAUUCUUGGAAUAGAAUUCAUGGAACCAAUGGAAAAAAGCAUCUUUUAUAAUGAUGACGGUUAUUCAUUCAGCAGCGUUCUGUAUUAUGGAAAUGAAGCCACUCUUCUUAUUUAUGAUCUGCUGUUCUUCUGUGUUGUGGACUUGGCUUGCCAAAACUUUAUUUUAGCAGCCUUCCUUACAUAUCUACAACAAGAGGUUUUUAAAUUUAUUCGUAAUAUAGUAGGACAGAAGAAUUUGGCAUCCAAAACAUUGGUGGAUCAAAGGUUUUUGAUUUAAUUUAUUGAAUAGAUAACUUAAAAACUCAAUAUAAUCAUAGCCAAAAAAGGUCAUGAUUAUCAGGCUAGUUUGCCAUAUUUUUUAAUACAAAUUAUUAUUUUUUUAUUUGUUUUUAAACUACAGAUUUAUUUUUAUAAUUUGUGGAUACAUAAUUUGCUCUGAAAGUAUAUAAUAUGAUAUAAUGGAAAAUACUGUGUUACCAUUAUAUGUAGUAUUUAAUUCACCAACUCAUAGAUUAGACAGCACUGUCAAUGGGGCCAAAAAAAUCCAAAUGUUGCUUUCAGCGUAACACUUUUUAAUGAUUUCAAAACAGUGCCCAUCAUUUGUC